This is a messenger RNA of Colletotrichum chrysophilum, 1851 nucleotides long. RefSeq lists its product as uncharacterized. NCBI's taxonomy places the organism in Eukaryota, Fungi, Ascomycota, Sordariomycetes, Glomerellales, Glomerellaceae. The transcript is spliced from 3 exons. Bases 1 to 1851 code for a protein of 616 amino acids. The record is from RefSeq and is a predicted model, not a curated record.
AUGCCGUGCAAGACGAGAAAUAUGGACUCGGAGGAGAGGAUGGCGGCCGCCCACGAGCUUGAGAUGAAGCACGAGAAACACAUCCACCAGGCACAACUGAUCGCCAAGGAGGAAGACGCGCGUAGACAAAAGGUUACAAAGCAGGUGCUUCUCGCAGAAAACUCGACAUUACGCGAGCAGCUCGCCGAGAAAGAUGCUCAGAUCAACCAAUUGACCGACAAAUGCGACGAGACGCGCUCCGAGCUGGACUCCUUGAAGGCCACUAGUCACGAUCAACAGACCCAAAUAAAGUCACAAACCCGAGAAUUCGCCAAUAUCAAGGCCGAGCUUGAGUCACUCAACAGUUUGUCCCAAGAGUCAACCAAGGUUCUUUCCGAGAAGCUUGCUCUUUCUCGAGAGCUCAAUGCUUUAAGGCCCGAAUUGGAGCAUUUGCGGUCACAAGUGGCUCACCAGCAAACAGCCAUCGCGGAGAAGUUGGCGUUGGAACGGGAACUCAACAUGGUCGAGGUGCAAUUGGCCAACGAGAAACGCGUACGGGAACAACAAGCAGCCCAAGCGGAGGGCAACAAGACAACCGAGGACGAGCUGAGUCGCAAGCUAAAGGACACCGAGAAGAAGUUGGCCGCCGAGAAGCGAGAAAAGGAACAAUUGCAAAAAGAACUCGAUUCUGUCGCUGCCGCUGCGCAGUCGGGCGAGGACAACAAGAAAGCGGACCAGGAGCUUAAGAAGAAGCUACAGGAGGCAGAGAAGAUGCUUCUGUCCGAAAGGCGUGAGAAGGAGAGACUUCGUAAGGAGAACGAGGUGGCACUGUCGGAGGCUCAGGCACAGAACGAAAUGCUAGAGCAGCGUCUUGACACCCUGAGAUCAAAGCUACGGAUUACUCAGGAGGAACUCAAGUCGAUGCGAUCCGAAGUCGUCCACACAAGUACCGUGCCUACGAAGAAGGCAGAUACCGCCGCGCGGGUUGGCGGUGCCAAGGCGCAGAAUGCUCGCAAGCGUCGAGUAGAAGAACUCAGCAUAAGCGACAUGAGCAUUGGAACGCCAGAGGAUGUCACACGAGGCAGGCGACAACUUAAGAAGAAGGAGCAAGCUCUUGUGGGCGAAAAAUCGACAUUCUCCAUCACUCCUUUCUUGGCCAAAAGCAAGACUCUUACCGUUGAGGACGCGGUUGCUGAGGAGGAAGAAAACGAAGCCGAUGUCAGCUACGUGCCUCUUGCACACCAGGCUCAACAGGCCGCUGCUGAGGCUGAGGCGGAGGCCCAGGCAAGUGCUGGAGAAGAUGAUGGGGCUGAGCCCGAAACUGCAGACUCGGCAGAAGCGGAGCCCGAAAAAACCGCCCUCGCUCCCAAAGAAACCAAGACUAAGACGAAAGCCAAAAGCAAUGGAGAACCCAAGAAGGCGCGUGGCAGGCCCAAGAAGGCAUUGGCUGAGGCAUCCCCGAACAUGCCUGUACAGGCCCCCUCCGCGAGCAAUGACGUGGCCAAGUCAGGUUCUCUGCUUGACAAGGUUCUCGAGGAGCCCGAGGCCGGCGAACAAGAGAAUGCAGUUCCUCCCGCGAAGACCACUGCAGCGGAGAAGAAGGCGACGGUGACGAGUACGGGUGUGCGCGAACAAGAGGUCAAGAGAAAGAAGCGCAAGCUCGCCGGCGACUCAACCACUCUUUUCGACGACGACGGUGAGGCGGAGACUGCGAAUGUCAAGCGACCUGGUGGUAAAGUUGCGCCAGGAGCCGGCAAGGCCCUUGGCAAGACGCACUUGUCCUUGGUGCGUAACGCAGGCGCAUUUGGCAAGAGGACAUUCUCUCCACUCAAGAAAGAUAGGAGAGGUGUUGGUGCUAGUUUCCUGGCGUAA